Daucus carota subsp. sativus is the source of this 855-nucleotide messenger RNA. RefSeq names its product small ribosomal subunit protein eS10z. NCBI's taxonomy places the organism in Eukaryota, Viridiplantae, Streptophyta, Magnoliopsida, Apiales, Apiaceae. The coding region runs from base 149 to 679 and encodes 176 amino acids. The transcript is spliced from 5 exons. Gene Ontology annotation, molecular function: structural constituent of ribosome; RNA binding. The record is from RefSeq and is a predicted model, not a curated record. Gene Ontology annotation, cellular component: cytosolic small ribosomal subunit.
UUGGCCCAUAUAGCAUUCAUCCAUGAGUUUGAGGUAACAAACCAAAAGCCAGCGCAUUAAAACCCUAAAAUAUAAGAAAUACCACUUUUUAGGGUUUGCAGUUAUCACAUCGUCGCCGUUCAGAACUUAUCGCCACUUCGAAGCAGCCAUGAUUAUCACCGAAAAGAAUCGCCGUGAAAUCUCAAAAUACCUCUUUCAAGAGGGUGUGUGCUAUGCUAAGAAGGACUACAAUUUGGCUAAGCACCCGGAUAUCGAUGUCCCCAAUCUUCAAGUUAUUAAGUUAAUGCAGAGCUUUAAGUCCAAGGAGUAUGUUCGCGAGACAUUCGCUUGGAUGCAUUACUACUGGUACCUCACUAAUGAUGGAAUUGAGUUUCUCAGGACUUAUCUUAACUUGCCAUCAGAUAUUGUGCCUUCUACCUUGAAGAAGUCGGCUAAGCCGCUCGGUCGUCCCAUGGGUGGACCUCCUGGUGAUCGCCCUCGUGGUCCUCCGCGGUUUGAGGGAGACAGGCCGAGGUUCGGUGACAGGGAUGGGUAUCGUGCUGGGCCAAGAGGGCCACCAGGUGAAUUUGGCGGUGAGAAGGGUGGAGCUCCAGCUGAUUACCAGCCUGCAUUUAGGGGUUCUGGAAGGGGCGGCUUUGGACGUGGUUCUGGAGGUUUUGGAGGAGCACCACCCAGUUGAAGCUUUUCUUAAAAUUAAAUAUGCCAGAGAUGUAAUAUGUGCAAAAUAGGGACUGGUUCAGACAAUCCGGAACCAUUUCUUAACACAAUUGUUUCAGUUCUUUUGUCAUCUUGAGAUCAGAAAUAUUUAAAUUUUUGCCUGAUGGAUCUUUUAUUGACAUGAUGAGUUUCUUUUAA